UGGAGAUGUCAUCGCUGAGAGCUCCCUUCCCACCCACGCUCAGCCUGGGGAACUCCAGCAGGGAAAAGGGGAAGGGUGAGAGGAAGGAGAAGGAGAGCGGAGGGGAGGAGGCGGGGUCAUCAGGGCUCCGUAUCUCACAGACCAGAAACAGAAGCUGCGCCCAGAGAGCAGGCGGACCUCAGGCCCUCACUCUUGGGUACCCGAGUAGGUAAGAGCUGGGAGGUUGGACCUCAGAAGCUGGAGAAGAAUGUCUGUAUUCUAGGAGGAACUGGGGCCUGGAAUUCUGGGUCUUCCAGGUUGGAGAGAGCUGGAGGCUCAGAUUCCUGGUUCCUGGGGAGGGAAGGGCUGAGACUUUGGACGUUGAACCCACAAAGCUGGAGGAAGGAAGUUAGGGGCCCCUGAAGCUAAGGUGCUGCCUGCUAGGUUCUGAGGAGACAAGACAUGGCGGUUUGGGGGUAGAGAGCCCCUCAGGAAGUGUGGGUCAGACCCAAGGCCCCAGGCAGCCCUCCAGCGCUCCAGCCCGGACUUUGCCUCUGCCUUGGCCUGCCUGAGCCCCAUCCCGAAUGCCAGCCCUUCUUCCCCAAGCUCACCCAGCCCCAGUCCCAGGACUGAGAGCCCCAGGGAGCUUGGAGAGGUGUGAGAGAGACAGGUGUCCUGCCUCAGCCCCGCUCCUUCACCUGCAGAGCCCGGCAUGUGGGGCUACCUGUCGCUGAUGCCCAUCUUCCUAGCUGUCUGGGCUAUCUCUGGCGUCUGGAUCGUUUUUGCCAUUGCAGUGACCAACAGGACGGUGGACCUCAGCAAAGGCUUUCCCUACAUCAGCAUCUGCGGAUCCUUCCCCCCUCAGAGCUGCAUCUUCAGCCAGGUGCUCAAUAUGGGAGCUGCUCUGGCCGCGUGGAUCUGCAUUGUCCGUUACCACCAGCUCCGGGACUGGGGCGUCGGAAGGUGGCCUAACCAGCUGAUCCUAUGGACGGGUCUUCUCUGUGCCCUGGGCACCUCCGUGGUAGGCAAUUUCCAGGAAAAGAACCAGCGGCCUGCGCACUUAGCAGGGGCCUUCCUUGCCUUCAUCUUGGGUAACGCCUACUUCUGGCUGCAGCUGCUCCUGUGGAGGCUGAAGAACCUGCCCCAGCCCGGGGCUCCCUGGAUCGGGCCACUCCGUCUCGGCCUCUGCAGCUUCUGCACCAUCCUCAUUGUGGCCAUGAUCGUCCUCCACGCCUGCUCGCUGCGCAGCGUCUCUGCGGCCUGCGAGUGGGCCGUGGCCAUGCUGCUGUUCGCCCUCUUCGGUCUCUUCGCCGUUGACUUCUCCGUCCUGGAGAGCUGCACCCUGUGUGUUCAACCGUGGCCCAGCCUCAGCCCCCCGCCGGCCUCCCCCAUCUCCCUGCCGGUCCAGCUGUAGCAGCCACUCUGACCUGGGCCUCGCCCUCACCAGUGAAGCAGGAAAGAUGGGGCCAAUCUCAGUGCCCCGCACGCAGCAAGAUGAGCCACUGGGGAUCUCUCCAACCGGCUGGGGCUGCCGCUGACUGACCUGGAGCUGGAGGACCUGUGUGCCAGCGCGGAGGGCCUCUGAACAGCUGGUGGCAGCCAGCAUCCCCGUCCCCACUUUCGGGCCCUGCCCCUGCAAUUGGGCACCCAGGAAGUGAGAGGCCAAGGCCAGCCAGCUGUCCCUGAUCAAGGCUAUUUAUUAUUAUUAUUAUCUUUUUUUUUUUUUUUUUUUGCUGCCGGCGGAAUCAGAGACACGGACGCAGGCAGGAUCACGCGAAAC
Cercocebus atys (sooty mangabey) is the source of this 1759-nucleotide messenger RNA. RefSeq names its product transmembrane protein 150B (gene TMEM150B). NCBI's taxonomy places the organism in Eukaryota, Metazoa, Chordata, Mammalia, Primates, Cercopithecidae. The record is from RefSeq and is a predicted model, not a curated record. Bases 692 to 1393 code for a protein of 233 amino acids. The transcript has 7 exons.